This is a messenger RNA of Pipistrellus nathusii (Nathusius's pipistrelle), 2208 nucleotides long. NCBI's taxonomy places the organism in Eukaryota, Metazoa, Chordata, Mammalia, Chiroptera, Vespertilionidae. The record is from the annotation of a GenBank genome assembly.
AUGUGUUCUACAAACCCAGGCAACUGGGUCACAUUUGAUGAUGACCCUACAUUUCAAUCUUCUCAAAAGUCAAAAAAUUUCCGUCCAGAGAAUCAAGGCAUCUGUAGACCAAACGGACUUAAGCUGAACCUUUCCACUCCUAAGGAAUUUUCCAGUGGGUCUUCCUCCACCAACAGUACCCCCCUCCCCUCUCCCAUCAUAGACUUCUACUUCAGUCCAGGACCUCCAAGUAACUCUCCUCUUUCUACACCUACCAAAGACUUCCCAGGAAUUCCUGGCUUCCCCAAAGCAGGGACUCAUGUGCUUUAUCCUAUUCCAGAAUUAUCUUCAAACAACCCACUCACAACACCUGCAGCAGAUUCUUCCUUAGUGUCUACUAAACCAGCCUGUGUACCCCAUGCUUCCUUGCCUAAAGAUCACUCAUGCACACCUUCAGUUCCCAAAGUGGGUCUUUCAGAUGAAGUUAAUCCUCCACAAGCCGAAAGCCUGGGGUUCCAAAGUGAGGCUCCUCAGUUUCAGUAUUUUCAGGAGGACUGUGCCUUUUCAAGUCCAUUUUGGAAAGAAGAAGGCAGUGCUUCCCAGUUCACCUUUGACCCUCCAGGAAGCAAAAAGGGAUUCCCAUCAAGAGACAAAGAAAUGCCCAUUGAUCAAAAAAGCUUAAAUCAGUGUUCACUCAACUACAUCUGUAAGAAGCUUGAACACCUCCAAUCAGUUGAGGACCAAGACUCAUUUGGAAGUUUGCCUAUGCAGUGUCUGGAUGCUGAAGAUACAGGCUCUUCCUUUGUCCCCCACACCCUCUUCAGGAGUCAGCCCAAGCCUGGAUGGUCUUUCAUGCUGAGAAUCCCUGAGAAGAAGAACAUGAUGUCUUCCCGUCAGUGGGGGCCCAUUUUUUUAAAAGUCUUACCUGGAGGAAUUUUGCAAAUGUACUAUGAGAAGGGGUUAGAAAAACCAUUUAAAGAGUUUCAGCUUGAUUCACAGUGUAGGCUUUCUGAACCCAAACUUGAGAACUUCACCAUGGCGGGAAAAAUCCAUACUGUGAAGAUUGAACAUGUGUCCUACACAGAAAAGAGAAAGUACCAUUCAAAGACGGAAGUCGUUCAUGAGCCAGACAUAGAGCAGAUGCUAAAGUUGGGAUCCAUUGAGUACCAUGACUUCCUUGAGUUUCUGACCACUGUGGAGGAGGAGCUGAUGAAGCUGCCAGCUGUUCCCAAACCAAAAAGGAACUACGAGGAACAAGAAAUCUCCCUUGAAAUUGUGGACAACUUUUGGGGUAAAAUCACUAAAGAAGAAGGGAAAUUGGUUGAAAGUGCUGUGAUAACUCAGAUCUGUUGCCUCUGCUUUGUGAACGGGAACUCGGAAUGCUUCUUAACAUUAAACGAUCUUGAGCUGCAGAAGCGAAAUGAACACUAUUUUGAAACAGACCCAGAAAAGAAGGGGAUUGAUAUUCUUGAAUAUCAUUUUCAUAAGUGUGUGAAAGCAGAAGAAUUUGAGCGAUCACGAAUCAUUAAGUUUGUACCUCUGGAUGCCUGCCGGUUUGAGCUGAUGCGUUUCAAGACGUUGUAUAACGGAGAAGACCUUCCCUUUUCCCUGAAGUCUGUAGUGGUCGUCCAGGGGGCAUAUGUGGAGCUUCAGGCCUUUGUCAACAUGACCCCAUUGCCUCAGAAAUCAUCCCAUGCCAGCUCCUUGAGGUCCUGUGACAACGUAAUGAUACACUUUCCUGUCCCGUCGCAGUGGAUCAAGGCUCUCUGGACCAUGAACCUCCAGAGGCAGAAGUCUCUGAAAGCCAAAAUGAACCGCCGGGCAUGUUUGGGGAGUUUACAUGAACCCGAAUCUGAACCUGUCAUACAGGUCACUGUGGGGUCAGCAAAAUAUGAGAGUGCCUACCGGGCCGUGGUAUGGAAGAUCGAUCGGCUUCCUGAUAAACAUUCAAGUCCUGAUCAUCCUCACUGUUUGUCAUACAAACUAGAACUUGGAUCUGACCAAGAAAUUCCCUCUGAUUGGUAUCCAUUUGCUACUGUUCAGUUUGGGAUGCUUGACACCUGUGCCUCAAGGACCGAGGUCAGAUCUCUGGGGGUGGAGAGCGAUGUGCAGCCCCAGAAACAUGUUCAUCAGCGAGCUUGCUACAACAUCCAGGUUGAAAUAGAAAAGAAGUGGAUUAAAAUCGAUGGAGAAGACCCAGAUAAAGCUGGUGAUUGCAUCACUCAGUAG